AUGAUGAAUUUAUUAAAGAAAAUUAAAGACAAUGCCAAGAAGAAACAGAAGCAAGAAAUCCUUAUCGGUGGCUACACGACCCACGACUGGUCGCCCAGCGUCGGUCGAGGAACGUUCUCCCACCUGGCCAUUGACGACACGCCCGGAUCCACUUCCAGCUCCCUGUUGGCAAAGCCACAGCACCCACCACUUUCCGCUGCUGCAGAUUUGUGCAACGGAUAUGUAGUGCGGAACGGUCGAGCCCCUCUCCGUCGUGAGACCACCGACGCCGCCGCGAACCAAUCACGGCGCUCGGUUAGGAUCGCGUGUUCGGCUGUGUUAAGUGAAAGGACAGAGACCUAA
This is a messenger RNA of Danaus chrysippus (African queen), 342 nucleotides long. The record is from the annotation of a GenBank genome assembly. Lineage: Eukaryota; Metazoa; Arthropoda; Insecta; Lepidoptera; Nymphalidae.